This is a messenger RNA of Prunus armeniaca (apricot), 375 nucleotides long. Lineage: Eukaryota; Viridiplantae; Streptophyta; Magnoliopsida; Rosales; Rosaceae. The record is from the annotation of a GenBank genome assembly.
AUGGUGGAGACCUUACCACUCGGGUGGUUCCACCACCAAAGGCUAGACUUGAAGCACUGGUUCUCGACCUUCUUGUCGUCGCACAAAACCGUCUUCACUGUGCUUUGGAUCGGGGCAUUUGCAUCAGUUUUUGUGUGGCUGAGGAAUAUUGUAGAUGGGUUUUCAAUAUUUAAGCGAGUUCCAGUGAGACCCAUGCCAAAACUGAGACAUGUGGCUUUCAAUUUGACUGAUUUUGGGGCAGUGGGUGAUGGGGACACUUUGAACACUGAGGCCUUCGAGAAGGUUGUGUUGGCUAUUUCCAAGCUGGGCAAAAAAGGCGGUGAUUCUGAGAUUCUUGGGAGAAUGGAGAGGAGAGAAGCGAAGGAAAGAGGAUGA